AAUAUUUAAUGGACAAUGGAGGACAAGCUAGCUUUGGAAGAUGCCUCGAAUACCUUGAGAGAGAGGAUGUUUUUCGCAGCAAGAGAUGGAAUGUCCCUUACUCUUUACGCUUUGUUAUAUGAGAAAAACACAGAUGAGAUUGACGAGCUUUUAAACACUGAUGUUUACAGCGACGGAGUAAAGUGUACACCUCUAAUCGCAGCGGCGAGACAUGGUCGAGAAGGCGCUGUUAGAAUACUGCUAGAGAAAUUUCGGCCCCCAGUCCGGUUGGAAACAGAAGGCACUGUCAAAUUUGACGAAUACGUUAUUGAAGGGGCAACAGCACUAUGGUGUGCAGCCGGCGCCGGUCAUCUGGGCAUAGUAAAGCGCUUGGUUCGCGCAGGUGCGAAUGUGAACCAUGCUACAAAGACUUUAAGCACUCCACUCCGAGCCGCAUGUUUCGACGGACGAUUGGAUAUAGUUAAAUAUUUAGUGAGACACGGCGCUGAUAUACAUAAGGCUAAUAAAUACAAUAACACAUGUUUGAUGAUCGCUUCUUAUAAGGGACAUUUGGACGUGGUUCAAUUUCUACUAGACAGUGGCGCAAAGGUAGACGAAAGAGCACUAUGUGGGGCGACAGCGUUACAUUUCGCAGCAGAGUGUGGACAUGCGGCCGUCGUCUGCGCACUCAUUGACUACAAUGCGAAGAUUUUGACCAAUGAAAAUGGCAUGACACCUCUGCAAUGCGCCGCUGAGCGUGCGCGUGCGUCGGUGGUGGAGAUUCUCGCGGCGAGGCCGGAAGUGACGCGAGCGCAAGCCAUCGAAGCGUUCGAACUGCUCGGUGCUUCCUUUGCUAAUGAUAAGGAGUACUAUUGCUUAAGGAUGGCCUACCAGUACCUGCACAGAGCGAUGGCAAUGCGAUAUGACACGCGAUAUGGACUGUUGCUAAAAAAGCCAGCAGACCCUAUACCUGCGUAUGACAAUUGGCGAGAGAGCACCACUAUAGAGGACGUAGAACGUCUACAUGGUAACGCGCAUGCUCUUCACAUGGAAGGUCUUACAGUACGCGAGCGUAUUCUUGGUCAAUCGUGUCCGGAUUUGCCACAUCCAGUCGUGUUCAGAGGUGCUGUUUUCGCUGACGAAGCUCGCUUCGAUCGCUGCCUUGCGCUUUGGAGACACGCUUUGACUCUUAGACAGCAAAAUAAGGUUUCAGUAGUGAAGGACCUGCUCAGAUUUGCUCAAGUUUUCUCACAAAUGAUCCAUAUUGGAAUAGAACUGCCUAUUGUUCAGGUGUGCUACGUGCUUGAAGCAUGCGUGGAGGAGCUACAACGCGGACGUAAACGACUGGAGAAACCAGAGCUGAGCCACGACGGCGAUGCUUUUGUAACAAUGUGUCGUGUUCGACUGUCACAGGAGGAGUACGAGAGCAACGUGCGCACUGCCCUUUACCUCGUCGCCGUGGCGGCUAGGCUGGUAGACAGUAAUGCUAACGAUCAGGACAUCUCCAAUGCGGUACGGAGAGCAAUAUUCCACCUCCGCAACUCAAAGUUACGAAACGGACAGACGUUACUCCACUUAGCGGCUGACCGACGGACGCCAGUCGACGACUUCCACACCAGCGACGUAUGCCAAUUUCCUUGUCCAAGAACAACCCGACUGCUGUUAGAAUGCGGAGCACAGGUGGACAUUCCUGACGAAACCCGGCGGACUGCGCUGCAUGUGGCUCUCAUUAGCUAUCAGCUCAUACCAGAUGAGCGCGAUCAAUGGAGCGAGCCACUGUGUGCAGUGGUGUGCGAGCUUCUCGUCCACGGCGCACACGUCGACGCGAUGGACGGUGACGGUAUCACGCCGCUGCUUGCGUCGAUCGGAAGUCCAGCUGAAUCAAUAGUCCGAUCCGCGCGUAAACCUCGAUUGGCGUGUUUGGCAGCGGCCGCUUUAGCCGCCAACGGGGUACGAUACCCUCCGCACGCAGUACCAAGAGACCUACACGGCUUCCUUGCCAUGCACGGCGUAUACCCUGCCAAGUAACUCAGUAGAUCAAUAUGUCAUAAAAGUAGUCAAUGUACCAUAGUACAAUUAAACAGGAAGACAAACUGUUAAAAUUAUUGAUUGAAAACUGUAUUUCAAAUUUUCAACGAAUAAAAGUGACAUUUUGUAUACUGUGGACGACCUUUUGUCGUAUAUCGUUUUAUAAACAAAUAUUACGAUUUCUAAUUAAUUGACAUUACGUUAACGUUCGACUUACAUACAGGGUGUAUUUUUUUAUUUCACGGUAUUUUUAGGGGGGAUUUUACCCCUCAUAAAUCGUGAAAAAAUAUCUAAUUUGAUAUUUCUUUAGCGAUUUGGAGGAAAUCUCUGUAAUAAAAGUUAGUAUUGUUGGUAGUAUUGGUGGGUGGAAUCAGCCCCUAUAAAACAUUGUAAAAUAAAAAAAACCCUUUUAACACUUAUAGUAACACAUCCUUACAUAUAACAGCUACCACAUCGUAUGUGCCCAUGUAAUCAUAGAAAUUAGAUACUAUGUAAUGUCGUACAUAGAAUUCAAUAAAUGACUUUGGUAUCAUGUAAUUAUUAAAUAUAACUGUAGUGGUAUCGAACUUUAACAGGAUGAUUAACAUUAAUGACUGUUUAAAUUUAAUUUAAAGUUCCUUUUCAUUAAUUUCCAUUUUAUUUAUGAAAGGUAACUAACAACGUCUUAAGUUAUUGUGCGAAAAAUUUCAUGAAAAAAAUUUCAUGUAUAUUUUUCAUGUGAUUGCAGAGAUUCUGUAAAAUUAAGACGGAGCAGAUCUUUUAACUGAUAUUCUAGAAUAUUUCUUGCCGUCAUAAGAAUAUUAUUUGGACAAGGGGUAGUAACACUGCAUCGUAGGAUAGCUCUGACACUUGCACUGGGGCGGGUGUGUAAAAAUUUUGGAAAAAUAUCUUAGGGAAUAAUUACUUUUAUGUUUAAUACAUAUUAAGUUUGACGUUAAAAUGCAUGAAACAUGUCACCUUUUGGCGAAUGCAUAUUAGUCUGUCACCACGGAUCGGAUUUUUUACGUAUAUACACGUAAGCUGUUCCACUGACAUUUUAUUUCAAAUCUAAAUACUAAUUGACGUGGCAAACAGUGUGCGUUCACCAUUAGCCGCCAUAUUGCUGCGGCCAUUUUGUGUUCAUUGUUCUUCUUUUCUAGUAGCAUUUAAUCUAGAAAUGUGACUUCAUGGUUUACAAUAAAGUAUAUUGAACACAGGGAUUAAUGUGUUCAAGAGGUCUAAAGUUAAAUUGUAUUUUUAAUUGAUGGCUCAAAUUGUAAUAGAAUUAUGAAGAGAAUCAAUUCGUAAUGAGGGUUGGUUAUAAUAGAACAACAUAAGCAUAACUAUCCCAUGGCAUAAUGGGUCAAGCAAGCAUUACGUGUUUCAAGUUUCGUUGGUUAUUGUCUUAUAAAUACAACAAACCAAUGCAAUAUGCACCUAGCCCUCAUUGAGAUAGUAGGCGACGAACACGAUUGUGAUACAGUAGGUUUAACUUAGGUAUUAAGGUUAGGACAAAAGGCUAGAUAGGUCUCUCUCUGGCUUUGUGAAUAUAAUUUAAUUUGAUUAGAUUAUGUAUUGGAUUAUUUUGUAAUUCCAGGAAAAAUUGACCAUCACAUCUGUUGUUAAGUAAUACUCAAUUUUCGAAACGAAUCGAGAUGUGGUCCAAUACGUAAUAUUAUUUAGCAUACUUUCUACGUACAUGCACAUAAAUUAAACGAAAAAUGCAGUUUCUAGAAGACCUUGGUAUAGUUUUUGUAAAAUGGGACUAGCACAUUGAGGUUCACAAAAGGACGCUUCGUAAAACGGUUCCAUAGACAAAAACUAAAUGUUUAGGUCUAAAAUGGUUUUAGAUGAUUCUUAUAAAGUUUCUAGUCAUAACUACUAGUGACUUAUGAUAAAAAUGUUAAUAGCUUAACUGUUAUUUUUUAUUUGAUGUGUGAAAAGAAUUUUAUGUGGGUUAGUUUUUAUGCAAGUUUCAACUUGGUCGGCCGGCGCCAUGCGAAUUCAAUCAGUUAAUGUUAAAGAGAUUUACAUACGUUUACAUAUUACAUUAUUAGAUGGGUGCAUAAUUGAUGAUAGUACGCGGAUGUAUAUGCAGCAAAUGCAUUUUUUUAAAUUCAUUCUUCUACUUCGUUUUUUUUAGCAUUAUACAGAAGGAUGUAGCAUUAUUAGGCGUCUUUCCAUUUAGUCAUUUUGUAAGCAAAGAAAUUUAAUAAAUACUGUGAAUCAUUUUCAAGCAUAUUGUCUACCUUUAUGUAAUUGUUACAUUUUCUGUACGCGUUGUAUUAACUGUUAUAAAAUAAAUGAAGAAAUUCUACCUUCAUACUUAAUAUAUUUCGAGACUUAUUAUAAAAGCUUUACUAUAAGAUACUGAAUCUUUUUCGAAACUACUGUAAGACUUGUACUAUAUAAAACUUUAAAAAAA
Hyposmocoma kahamanoa is the source of this 4411-nucleotide messenger RNA. RefSeq names its product protein fem-1 homolog B-like (gene Fem-1). The record is from RefSeq and is a predicted model, not a curated record. The transcript has 14 exons. Lineage: Eukaryota; Metazoa; Arthropoda; Insecta; Lepidoptera; Cosmopterigidae. Gene Ontology annotation, molecular function: protein binding. Bases 16 to 2007 code for a protein of 663 amino acids.